AUGGCGCCGCACGAUUUUCGCCGUCCAUUCAAACGGGCGGCGAUCUCUGACCAACAGCGGCGGCGCGAGCUGUCUCUGCAGCGGCAGGCCCAGAAUCGUCGCGACGCCCAACACCAGGCCCGCUGUUUGGCCCAAACUAUAUUAUCUUUACAAAACGAUUCUGCGGAGCCCGAUUAUGAAACACUGCCACAGCCCGAAGAACAUGCCAAAGAUUUUGAUCUUCGACAAGCGGCGAGGCUGAGAGGGCCUGAAGCCCGACGAUGGUUUGCAAAGCAGCUCAUGCUACCGGAGUGGAUGAUUGAUGUCCCUGAGCGACUAAACACCGAUUGGUAUGUAUGUGCUAGGCCGGCUGGAAAACGUUGUUUUGUGGUUGCAUCCAAUGGGACAACGGUUAGUAGGUUACGUAACGGAAGUUUGCUUCAUCGAUUUCCUUCAGCUUUGCCCAAUGGUUCCAGGGUCAACAACAGUUCCCGUUCGGGCCAAUCUUAUUGUAUACUUGAUUGCAUAUUUCAUGAGCCUGAUCAGAUAUACUAUGUAAUUGACAUGGUGUGCUGGGCGGGAAUGUCAUUGUACGAGUGCACUGCUGAAUUCCGAUUUUUCUGGUUAAACAGCAAGCUUGUCGAGUCGGGGGCUUGUGAUGAUCCCUCAACUUACCAUAGAUAUAGGUUCAGGGCAGUUCUCGUAUAUAAUUGUGAUCAGCAGGGGUUAAAAGCAGCUUAUAGGGAACCAGUGCCUUAUGUGAAGGAUGGACUAUUGUUCUACAACAAGAAUGCCCAUUAUCAGUCAGGAAAUACUCCAUUGGUUCUAGUCUGGAAAGAUGAGAUUUGUAGUCAGUAUGUUCUUGAUACAGAUAGUAAGGGGCAGAUUCCAGAUCAACAGCAAGUGGUACUAGAGCUCUGUGACGAUGGUAAAGUGGCUACUUCCGAUGAUCCUCCUAUAAUAUUUGGUUGCUUGGACAAGGACUUCAUACAAAAGACAAGACUUGAGCCCGGCAAUCUCUUACGGUUUGCCACCAGUGAAGGUGGGUUAUGUUUUGCUGAUGGGAAACUAGAGAGGGCUGAUUUGCAGUUCCUUGGAAAAUCUAAUCGUUCACGAGCUUUUGCUGAUAGUUACUCGAAGGUGGUGUUCCAGUACAUGGCUAGACGUUCUCCCCUCCAAAUAGAGCAUCUAUUUGAGUCGGUUAAUUCAUUCGUUGAAGAAGAAAAUGCUGGCGACACAUUUAUGGUAGGCUAA
Messenger RNA from Striga hermonthica, 1233 nucleotides. The record is from the annotation of a GenBank genome assembly. NCBI's taxonomy places the organism in Eukaryota, Viridiplantae, Streptophyta, Magnoliopsida, Lamiales, Orobanchaceae.